This is a messenger RNA of Parnassius apollo (apollo), 753 nucleotides long. The record is from the annotation of a GenBank genome assembly. NCBI's taxonomy places the organism in Eukaryota, Metazoa, Arthropoda, Insecta, Lepidoptera, Papilionidae.
AUGACGGAGCAACAAAUGGACUGUGCUUUAGAUUUAAUGCGGCGGUUACCUCCUCAACAAAUAGAAAAGAAUUUGACAGAUUUAAUUGACCUAGUCCCGAGUCUUUGCGAAGAUCUUCUGUCGUCUGUAGACCAACCUUUAAAAAUUGCUCAAGAUCGCAGCAACGGAAAGGAUUAUCUUCUUUGCGAUUACAACCGUGAUGGUGACUCAUACCGGUCACCUUGGUCUAACACUUAUGAUCCACCACUUGAAGAUGGUUCUAUGCCCUCAGAGAGAUUGAGAAAAUUAGAAAUUGAUGCUAAUCAUGCAUUUGAUCAAUAUCGUGAAAUGUACUUUGAAGGUGGAGUUAGCUCUGUUUAUUUGUGGGACAUGGAUCAUGGCUUUGCAGGUGUGAUUCUUAUAAAAAAAGCUGGUGAUGGCUCUCAAAAGAUAAAAGGUUGUUGGGACUCCAUUCAUGUUGUAGAAGUUGUGGAGAAAAGCUCAGGUCGGAAUGCACAUUACAAGUUGACCUCUACAGCAAUGUUGUGGCUGCAGACUAAUAAAGAAGGCAGUGGCACUAUGAACCUGGGGGGAAGUUUGACUAGACAGGCGGAACAAGACUCUGCUGUGAGUGAUGUAACACCUCAUAUUGCUAACAUUGGGCGCAUGGUCGAAGACAUGGAGAACAAGAUCAGGAAUACUCUCAAUGACAUUUAUUUUGGCAAGACAAAAGAUAUUGUGAACGGCCUUCGAGGUCUUAUUGCAUACAGAUGA